Molecule: messenger RNA, 636 nt
Organism: Aspergillus thermomutatus
Lineage: Eukaryota; Fungi; Ascomycota; Eurotiomycetes; Eurotiales; Aspergillaceae
Product: cutinase family protein
Exons: 4
Coding region: 1-636 (211 amino acids)
Biological process (GO): carbohydrate catabolic process
Cellular component (GO): extracellular region
Molecular function (GO): cutinase activity
Source: RefSeq, a predicted model, not a curated record
AUGAAGUUUGCAUUCCUCGCCCUCGCAACCAUGGCUGUAGCCAGUCCUGUGGCCAUUGACAAGCGGCAGCUUGCCGUUCCCGAGAAUGAACUUCGGACUGGUCCCUGCGAGCCCGUCACUUUCAUAUUUGCCCGGGGUUCCACCGAGCCUGGACUUCUGGGAAUCACCACUGGUCCCGCCGUCUGCAGCGCUCUCAAACUCGCUCGUCCAGGCCAAGUGGCCUGUCAAGGCGUUGGACCAGCAUAUAUCGCUGAUCUGGCCUCCAACUUCCUCCCGCAGGGCACGAAUCAAAUUGCCAUCGACGAGGCAGCGGGUCUCUUUAAACUCGCUGCGUCCAAGUGUCCAGACACGAAGAUCGUUGCUGGUGGAUACAGUCAGGGAGCCGCUGUCAUGCACGGUGCCAUUCGCAAUCUGCCCAGCAACGUCAAGGAAAUGGUCAAGGGGGUUGUGCUGUUCGGCGAUACGCGCAACCAGCAGGAUGGAGGGCGGAUCCCGAAUUUCCCCACAGAUCGCACCAAGAUAUACUGUGCUUUGGGAGACCUGGUGUGUGAGGGGACUUUGAUCAUCACUGCGGCGCAUCUCAGCUACACGGCUGAUGUGCCGAGCGCAGCCAUGUUUCUCUUGUCGAAGCUUUGA